GAAUUAAAUUCCUUUGAUCUUCUCCAUUUUCCUUACCUAUUUCGGUGAUGGAAGAUACUAUUAGACAUAGUUGUACUAGUAAAGGUUUUGCGCAGUCAGAGGAUCCGAGACGGCGCCAGAAGAGACUGGAAGCAUAUAACGAAGUUCUCUGGCGACUCAGAGACUUGAAGAAGGUUGCCGAAGCAUCAGUUCCUGGCUUCGAGGAUGAACUCCGGACUCAUUUCAUGAGGCUUUGUCUUAGGUACGCUCUUGGUUUAGACGUGGAGAGAGCAGAAGAUGUUCUUAUGCACAAGAGAUUGCUUAAAGAGGCUGAGAAUCCUGCUACUACUAGCCCAGUGAUUGAGGUCCGGCUUGUGGAGAUGCAAUCCUGUGAUAUUUCUUUUCUGCAGAUUCAUGCUGCUUCUGAUGGAAGCCGAGGUCAAAAAGUUAAAUGUGAAUGUCCCUGUGCUUCCAGGGAAGAGAGGCUGAGGCAUGAGGUCACAAUUGCAACAAAGGACAAGCUAAAACUUUUUUCUCGGUUGACGAAUGUGCUGGAUGAGGUUGGACUGCUCUACCAUGAAGUGCAUGCUUUCACCACAACUGAUGGUUACUUUUUGGGUGUGUUUUGUGGUGAUUGUCGAUCCUAUGAGGGGGUCGAGCAGCUCAAACAUGUGCUGGUAGCUGAGAUGUCAAAACUCAAAAGUUGAGGUAGGACUUACCUGCCAUUUCUUUGCUGAAACUACAAUUGUCAAAACUAAUUGAUCUUUUGUCCUGCUUAGCGCGUCUUUGUUUUUUCCCCUUUUAUUGUUCCAACAUUUUGUCAGGCAAUAUUUUUCUUCUGCAUAUCCUUGAUUGAAAUAACAUGCCAGACAACCUGUUGGAGACCACAGUACAAUCAAGAGCUGUUUGUAGU
Rubroshorea leprosula is the source of this 892-nucleotide messenger RNA. NCBI's taxonomy places the organism in Eukaryota, Viridiplantae, Streptophyta, Magnoliopsida, Malvales, Dipterocarpaceae. The record is from the annotation of a GenBank genome assembly.